CCGUGUCCCACAUCCGGAAGGGUGGGAACCUGUCUUAAAGUUCUGCAAAUCACAUCAGUUCGCGUCAGCUUCAGGCGAUUUUGAGUGAUUUUCUUUCUUAAAGCGUUGAAAAGUUCCACGGCUUGUGAUUAAUAACCGGUGUUAAGUGUAGUAAGAUGGCGUGUGUUGGUUUGAUGUUGUUGUGUGCCACAGAUCACCUGUAGGACUUCACACGCCCGCACUUCUCCUGCCUGGAUUACGGCUGUUAUUGUGCCUCAUACCGCUGACACACCGCUCGUCUCUCACCGAAGUUGUCUGAAGUCUGCCACAAAUCACGGUGUACUUGAAUAAAUAUUUGUGAACCUAUUUUACUGGCACUUCUCCAGUCCGUUGAGAAGUUUACAGUUUGCACUAUUAAAGCCCUAAAUGCCAUGAGUGCCCAGCCAAGGAGAAUCCGUCUGAAGCCAUGGCUACUGGCCCAGGUGAACAGUGGGAAAUACCCUGGCCUCAAAUGGCUCAAUAAGGAGUGCCGCUUAUUUCAGAUACCAUGGAGACAUGCCACACGCCAUCUACCAACCCCUGAGGAGGAAAACACAAUAUUCAAGGCCUGGGCCCUGGAGACGGGGAAAUACCAGGAGGGUGUAGACGAGCCUGAUCCGGCCAAAUGGAAGGCAAACCUGCGAUGUGCACUCAACAAGAGCCGUGAGUUUAUACUGAAGUAUGAUGGUACCAAGGAGACGCCAAUGCAGCCUUACAAGCUUUAUGAGGUGUGCGAACUGCCAGCAAAUGGAGAUGAGUGUGACAAUGAUGAGGAAGAGCUACCAAAUUUUGCACACCUUUCCAUUAAUGCUUGUAUCACUGACCCUCCAAGCUACUCACCAUUCCUUACCAACCAAGAUACAUUCCCUCUUUCCAUCAUGGGACCUGGAUUUUCUGAUCACAGUCAAAUUGCUCCUACUGUGAAACAGGAGGAGCAUCUACUCAGGGAAGCUGUUCUAAAUGGACAUGGUCUGGGCACCAGGGUCAUGGCACCAGCUGCUCUUGCCCACACUGUUGAGAUGCCAGACACCAUGGUGGACAGUCCUAUGCCAGAGGUGAGGCCUGAAGUAGAGAGCCAAGUGCAGCCAUGCAUCUCUGACCUGCUGAGCAGUCCUCAUAUGCUGCCCUUAACAGACCUUGACAUUAAGUUCCAGUAUCGGGGACAGACCGUGGGCUCUAUGACCGUGAGUAAUCCUCAAGGCUGUCGGCUUUAUUCUGGUAAUUUGGCACCAACACCAGAGCAAGUGGAGCUGUUUGGGCCCAUCACACUACACCAGGUGCUGUUCCCUGGAACUGCAGGGAUCCAAAAUGAGAAACAGCGCUUCUACACUGAGCAUCUGCUAGACGUGAUGGACCGUGGCCUUAUCCUUGAGAUACAAGGCCAGGACAUCUACGCUGUACGAUUAUGCCAGUGCAAAGUAUUUUGGUCCGGGCCGGGAGUGCCUGAUGUGGGUCAGCCUAACCCAAUGGAAAGAGAGCGCAAGAUCAAUGUGUUCAGUCUCAAUAACUUCCUGCAGGGACUCAUCAUGUACCAGAAGGGUGAGGUGCCGACUCCCCCACCUUUUGAAAUUUACUUCUGCUUUGGGGAGGAUUGGCCUGACAGAAAACCCAAAGAGAAAAAGCUCAUAAUUGUCCAGGUCGUGCCUGUAGUGGCAAGGAUCCUGACUGAGAUGUUCUCCGGGGAGCUCUCAUGGUCCACAGACAGCAUCCGCCUCCAGAUCUCCAAUCCUGAUCUUAAAGACCAGACUGUUGAGCAGUUCAAAGAGCUCCACAGACUCUUGCAAAAUCAACAGGCCCAGGCCUCAUGGCACCAGAACAUCCACUAACAAUACUCAGGCACGUCAUCACGUGAUCCUGCUGAGGAGGAAUGUAGCUGCCAUGUAUGGUUUUAAAAGAGUGGAUCAGCAACAUUUGAACAUGACACAUUAGCUAAUUAAAGAAUCCCCCACAACAGUAAACAUUUGUCCUCAUUCUUAGAAUGAAUGUUGUCCCUUAGAUUUGUUUGUGGUAGUAGGUUGCUGUUCAGGGAAUAAUACCGAAAUGUUUACAACCCAAACUGCUUUGCAGAUUUCAUGAUGCACCAAGUAACAUGAUGACAGACAGACCGAGAGAGAGACAGAUCAUCAUCAUCAUUUUUUUCUAAAUAGGCCAUCAGAGAUGGAAUUAAUAAUAAUUCAAGAACAUUAAUAAUAAUGUCAAACAAAUUCCACUCAUGGUCCUUGUUUCCAUACCUGUAUUUACUUGCAGUGCAGUCCUACUAAAACGCUACCUUUGGCACCACCAGGGCUUAUUUAAUUGUUUGAAACUUGCAUCAAAUUGUUUUGUGCUAAAAUGUUUUAUUUUAAUUUUUAAAUUGCUUGGCUUUCAAUAAAUAACAUGAGACAA
Molecule: messenger RNA, 2403 nt
Organism: Tachysurus fulvidraco (yellow catfish)
Lineage: Eukaryota; Metazoa; Chordata; Actinopteri; Siluriformes; Bagridae
Gene: irf5
Product: interferon regulatory factor 5
Exons: 10
Coding region: 411-1844 (477 amino acids)
Biological process (GO): regulation of transcription by RNA polymerase II; immune system process
Cellular component (GO): nucleus
Molecular function (GO): RNA polymerase II cis-regulatory region sequence-specific DNA binding; protein binding; DNA-binding transcription factor activity, RNA polymerase II-specific
Source: RefSeq, a predicted model, not a curated record